Molecule: messenger RNA, 1362 nt
Organism: Porites lobata
Lineage: Eukaryota; Metazoa; Cnidaria; Anthozoa; Scleractinia; Poritidae
Source: the annotation of a GenBank genome assembly
CGACCGCACACAAAAAGCAAAGAUAAUACAGUAUUUUGUGCAGUUACCAUUAUUUUAGUCAAGGAAAGUGGAAAUAAUUCAAUUUUCAUUCUUGUUUAAUCGUGAGAAAGUCGUAGAAACACCACUAACUAACCUGCCAGGUUGAUUCUGGUUUUAUAAGUUCCCAGGAUUAUUGUAAACACAAGGCAUGGGGCUCACUUGAUAAAGAAGCCCGCUCGCACAAUAUGUAAACCCGUUCCAUGAUUACACCGAAAGCCAGUGUACUAAAAAAUUACUUGAAAACAAAAGGAAGAACUUGCAGCUAGUGAAUCCACAGAUCAAUACAUACGCGAAUUUCUUCACGCAAGCUUCAGAUAAAUAACGAGUAGCGUUCAUCAACAGAUACAUUUGUUUACACAUGAAAUCAACUACUCUACAUAUUCUCACCGGUCUGUUUGUAAGCUUUUUCUCAAUCCUUGCGAGGAUGUUCCAGUCGCUGUCUCUAUGGUAUUCAGAAUCUGUGUUUGGCAUCUUGCUUUAUGUCUAUAUUUGGCAACGAUAACAGUAAUUUCCAAAAAAGUAAGGCAAGAUGAAUCACGGCUGGAUGUCUUGAAACGGCUGAAUGAAAAUACGGUUCUUGUAGUAAACGAUUGGGCCAUGAAAUUUCUCCCUCAGUUGUAUCGUGAAUCCCAGCAAGAUUGUUUCGUGAAGAGGAGGAUUUCGUGGCACAUAUCUGUGGUUUUCCGUCGGGUGAGGGGUGAACUUCAGUCACAGAGUUUCGUGCAUAUCAUUCAGCAGUGCAAUCAAGACAGCACGUGUAUUAUUUUGAUUAUGCAGCAUGUACUCAAAAACUUGAAAGCUGAACACCCCGAGAUAACGACUGCUUUCUACCGCCAAGAUAACGCGGGUUGUUACCACUGUGCAAACACCAUUCUUGCAUGUCCUGUCAUCGGGAAGUCCACUGGAAUUCAAGUAUCACGUUUGGACUUGCGAUCUGACAGAUCGCAAUCGAUUUGCAAUCGAAACAACCUGCUCGUCUCUUACGUCAUCGGGAAACUUCGAUAAAUCUGGUCGGAGGAAGACGUAAGCAUUUGGUUAGUUUCUACCAAACAGUCCAGGUUUAAGUAUUCUCUUUAUCAAAAAGUUUUUUCACUUCAGGCGGUUAAAGUUCUUAAGGGGAGCGAAAUCUGUUGUUUCCUACUGCACAAGCGUUCAAAUCGCGUGUCCAUGGCCUUGUGUAAAUAUUCAACCUUUGUUGGUGGUACAUGUGGAGCCAGUUCAGAAAAUCCAGCUAAUGUAGAAUGCGUGACAAUCGGGCAGUGUACACGAGAGCUCCAGGGCCAUCUGAAACUCCUCAAGAUUAGCGAUGAUCCUGGAGUUGAC